AUGGAGUCGGACGAAGUCGGUCUCCUGGAAAACUUGGUGGAGGAGCACCCAGGCUACGCAAAAUUCAUAGACGAUAUCUUAAUGCUAACAUCCUCGUAUCUUCCGCCUUUCAUCUACAUUAACGAUACCACUAAUCCUCGAAUCACAUCAUCUGUACUCGACUCGGUAUUUGGUCGCCUCUCACAACCCCAAGACUGGGAGUAUCCGCCUGUUCGCUACGCUAGGGUCAAUGCAGUUGCAUGCUUCACAGCUCGGUUAUUCUACGAUUCAGUGCUCAAUACGUUGGCGGGUUGGAAGGUGAGGUGGCAAGAGGGGUGCGAGAAUUGGCCUGGAGAUGGACAGAGAUGGAACGACAGUAUAGACAGUUUUCUGCAUGGGCUCAAGGCGUUGCAUGAUAGCACGGGUUCAAGCUCUCAUACCGUGCAUAAAGGGAAAGAAAAGGCACCAGUUCAAGAUCAGAAACCUGUCAUGGUUAUCGUGAUCGAGAAAGCUGAGAGAUUGAAGGAGAAUCUGCCAGAAUUGAUCAUCCCUUUGACUAGGUUGGCCGAAAUGUCGCAAGUGAAUAUCUCGACCAUCUUUCUGUCUGCAGUUCGAUGGGAAGAUAUCAAACCUUCGCUCGGAGCUUCACCUGAUCCGUACUAUAUUGACAUCGAGCCUCACAAUAAACAAGAUACAAUCGAGAGACUUGUAUCUGCAUUUCAUUCAGCUUCUUUUUCACAGCUAUCAUUCAACGGAAUAAACAACAUUUAUCACCCAGCUCUCCUCCCACUCUAUGAACACUACGCGGCUAUGAUUUACAGUAUCUGUGCCGUCUACACUCACGAUCCAUACGAGUUGCAGUACAUAGCAGCUGCACGGUGGCCUGGCUUUGUGAAGCCUGUGCUAGACGAGCACAGGCAAGCACAAGGGCUGGCGCGUGGGGACCAAAGCGAGGAAGACCAAGAACUCAUCGCGAUCGAACUCGCACCUCCAUCAGAGGACCAGCGUAUGUGGUUGACUCGCUACUUCACGCCGUCAAUCACAGCCGCCCUCGAGGCUCUUCACCCACGCUCGAUAAGCGCCGGUGAAUGGGCGUUAAAAAACAUGCCAGAGCCAAAUCUUCUAAGUCUAGAAGUGGUGCCUCGCCCGUUGGACCGAACGAAGCUAGGCCAGAAGGAUAACAGUAUGGAACACCUCCCGCGAAUGUCGAAGUUCAUUUUGCUGGCUGCAUUUCUGGCUUCGACUAAUCCGGCAAAGACGGAUGUGAAAAUGUUCGGUCGCGGCGCAGGUGAACGGAAGAGAAGAAGACGAAAUGGAUCUCCGAGAAAGGGGGCAGGUCGAGGCGGUGUUGCAAAAGUAGGCUUCUGUUCUUGGUUAAUGGAGGUCCCGCUGCUCAAUUCUUUCUCCUUGUAUAAAAAGGUCCCGCAAAGAUUAUCAGGUCCCGCACCGUUCCCACUUGACAGACUCAUAGCCAUACUUGGGGCAUUGCUCGAGGAGAACGACGUCGAGAUGCGGCCUCCAGCCCCCGACUACGUGUUUCCGGGAGAGUAUACGGAGAUGGAGAUCGGAAGAGUGCAAGUCUACGCCGCGAUCGGUGAAUUAACUUCGAUGCGGACAUUAUACCGCACCACGCCACCGGAGAAACUGGAUGGUCCACCCAUGUUCAAGUGUGGGAUACCUUUCGAGGCAGCGCAAGCCUUGGCGCGAGAACUAAAGGUCCCGUUGAAUGAUCUGAUGUGGGAUCCAGUUUGACGUGCAUCAAGUUGGAGACAUUGCCAUGAUUUGCCUUUGCUGUUCUUUAGGAGUGUCCUGUGCUAGGUGAUAACAUAUAGGCGCCCAGCAGGUCAUGGGGUAAAGAAUGGGGUUCCGCCGCCGCCGGGCACAAGGGUUAUUGUCCACAAGUAGAAAGGUGAUUGUACCUUUCUUCCUCGAAACGUUAUGUAAGAUGUAUUAGCGCUGGUUGACCUUGUGAUGAUGAUAUCGAUCUUUCCACGCCAGUGCAAAACAUUGGAGUGUGAUAGCCUGUA
Molecule: messenger RNA, 2006 nt
Organism: Serpula lacrymans var. lacrymans S7.9
Lineage: Eukaryota; Fungi; Basidiomycota; Agaricomycetes; Boletales; Serpulaceae
Product: putative origin recognition complex, subunit 5-like protein
Exons: 4
Coding region: 1-1731 (576 amino acids)
Biological process (GO): DNA replication initiation; DNA replication
Cellular component (GO): nuclear origin of replication recognition complex; nucleus
Molecular function (GO): DNA replication origin binding
Source: RefSeq, a predicted model, not a curated record